AUGUCCUUCAAACCAGCCAUCUGCAGCAUGGCCCUCGGCCGAGCCUGGGCCCACGCCCUCGCCCCCAAACUCGAAGCAGCAUCCGCAUCCCAGCUACCCGGCCUAGAGAUCUUCUUCGAAGACCUCCUCUACCUAGCGGACUCCUUCCCGGGCGGUGCCACGCCCUCCAACCAGAUCCUCGCCGCCCACCAGAUCCGCGCCCAGUGCUCCUCUCUCCACCUCGAGAUCAUCGGCAUCGGGCCCUUCAGCAACUGCGAAGGCAUCCUCUGCCCGAUCGCCAAAGCCGCCAAGCGAGAAGAGCUACACCUGUGGUUCGAAAUCGCCCACAUCCUCGACACCGACAUCAUCCAGAUCCCGUGCACCUACAUGACCGAGGGCUUCACCGGCGACCUCGACGCCGUCGCGGCCGACCUGAGAGAGAUUGCCGAUCUCGGCGCGCGCCAGAACCCCCCGCUCCGGUUCGCCUACGAGAACCUGUGCUGGGGGACCUUCAACGACACGUGGGAGAAGGCGUGGGCGGUCGUGCAGGCCGUCGACCGGGAGAACUUCGGGCUGUGUCUCGACACGUUCAACAUCGCCGGGAAGGAGUACGCGGAUCCGUGCGCGCCGGAUGGCAAGAACCCCGACGCCGAAAUCCGGUUCCGGGAGAGCAUGCGGAAGAUGGUGGCGACGAUCGACGUCCGGAAGAUCUUCUACGUCCAGGUCGUCGACGCGGAGAGGCUGCGCGAGCCGAUGUCCGAGACGCAUGCUUUCCACGUUGCGGGCCAGAUGCCGAGGAUGAGCUGGAGCCGGAACUGCAGGUUGUUUCUGUGCGAAGAGGAUAGAGGGGGGUACUUGCCGGUGUUGGAUGUGUUGAGCGCGAUCUGUGACGAGCCGGAGAGAGGUGGUUUGGGCUACAAGGGCUGGCUUUCCAUGGAAAUGUUCAAUAGGAGUCUAGUCGGGGAGAGCCCAGACGUGCCGCGGGAGCAUGCGGAGAGGGCGGUGGCGAGCUGGUGGAGGACUGUGAAGGCUAUGGGCUGGGAGGAGAAAGUUGAGGCGCCGAAGUAUGAGCAGAGGCCUGUACCUGUUGUGCCGCUGGAGAUCUCGGCGAGGCUGUGA
Molecule: messenger RNA, 1098 nt
Organism: Drepanopeziza brunnea f. sp. 'multigermtubi' MB_m1
Lineage: Eukaryota; Fungi; Ascomycota; Leotiomycetes; Helotiales; Drepanopezizaceae
Source: RefSeq, a predicted model, not a curated record